Rhizoctonia solani is the source of this 972-nucleotide messenger RNA. Its product is annotated as cytochrome P450 family protein. The record is from RefSeq and is a predicted model, not a curated record. The transcript is spliced from 7 exons. The coding region runs from base 1 to 972 and encodes 323 amino acids. NCBI's taxonomy places the organism in Eukaryota, Fungi, Basidiomycota, Agaricomycetes, Cantharellales, Ceratobasidiaceae. Gene Ontology annotation, molecular function: oxidoreductase activity, acting on paired donors, with incorporation or reduction of molecular oxygen; heme binding; monooxygenase activity.
AUGGAGCUCGCAACUGAACUUCUUGAGAAGCAGACGGCCGUGACCUCCGGACGCCCUCGUGACGUCAUGGCUAAUGAAAUCUUAGGAUGGGGUACCUCUCCUGCAUUCCGCAAACAUGACGAGAAACACAAGAAAAUGCGACGAAUCAUGGCAUCAGCGCUCCAUCCAGCGGCUGCGCGAUCGUAUGCCUCACAGCAUUUGGACACCACUCUUCAGUUCCUUCGGGAAGUCGCCACAAACCCCGGAUCCUUUAUGGAUGCAACUAAUACAGCAGUUGGAUCAUUCAUUAUGCGUCUUGCGUACGGGUAUAUUUCGAAGGCGGGUAAGGACCCACUCAUUGAUAUGGUACACGAGUCGUUCCGAUAUCUCGGAAUUGCUACGUCAACUUACUUCCUUGUCAACGAUUUCCCUGCGCUGCGGUACUUGCCGAAAUGGUUCCCUGGAGCCCAGUUCCAAAGAAUCGGCAAGGUAGGUCACGACAUGCGAAUUCGAUAUGCAAACGAAACUUUCAACAUGGUCUUCGAUCAAUUGCGAAGGGGGCAGAUCGAGAGAUCUUCGUACGUCUCUGGCUUACUGGAAUCUAAAGGAGGGGAGAAUGCGAGCGAAGAAGAUAUAUACUUGAUUAAGUGGACUGCCGCAUCCCUCUUCACCGCGGGUUCAACAACAACUGCCAGCCUAGUGAACUCUUUCUUCUUGGUGGUCUCUUUGUAUCCUGAAUGUGCUAAGAAGGCUCAGGCUGAAAUUGAUAGCGUGGUCGGGCGCGACCGUAUUCCCACUCUGCAAGAUAGAGGUUUACUGCCAUACACAGAUGCCUUGGUGCAGGAAGUAAUGAGGAUGUGUCCUCCGGUUCCUUUAGGGCUAGCUCAUCUUUCCACCGAAGACAUUGAAUUUCAUGGAUACCGUAUUCCAAAGGGAACAACUAUCAAUCCAAAUAUUUGGCAAGCUGACUCUUUCCAGGCUCAAGGGCUUUAA